Amphibalanus amphitrite is the source of this 3625-nucleotide messenger RNA. It is a transcript of the gene Orp8, whose product is annotated as oxysterol-binding protein-related protein 8-like. Gene Ontology annotation, cellular component: membrane; intracellular membrane-bounded organelle; cytosol. Gene Ontology annotation, molecular function: cholesterol binding. The record is from RefSeq and is a predicted model, not a curated record. The transcript has 17 exons. The coding region runs from base 358 to 2859 and encodes 833 amino acids. NCBI's taxonomy places the organism in Eukaryota, Metazoa, Arthropoda, Thecostraca, Balanomorpha, Balanidae.
CGUUUGUGCUUAUUGUGUAUAGACCACCUUCUAACUCACCAGAUUCAAAUGACAGUUUAAACCAGUUCAUACUUCACUUUUGCAGUGGAAAAGAAGUGAUUGUCCUAGGUGACUUCAACCUUCCUGGUAUUGAUUGGCCAACCCAACUGUCCCGUUGUCCUCCUCUAGAAAGGAUGUUCCUUGACACAUUCCUAUCCUUAGGUCUCCAUCAAUGGAUCUCCGAGCCAACAUAUCCCAAAUCUGGAAAUAUCCUUGACCUGAUCUUUACCUCUGAGGCAGAUCGAAUAGGAUCUCUUGAUAUCAUGGCCCCACUGCCUGGAUGUGACCACUGUGCCAUUUCAUUUGAUUACAUAUUUGAUGCUUCACCAUCACUCAACUCAAUUCCUGGACAUAUCACUCCUCAGAGAGCCUGGCACAGGGAUGGGUGAGAUUGAUGGCGAGGAGCCCGCUGCUGUGGAUGUGGUGCCUCAGGCUGAAGAUCCCAGGCCUCCCACUGGAGCCGACCAGGCGGCCAACGACUCGGCCGGCAGCGGGAAGGCGGGCGACCUCUCGACCAGCGCCUCCGGACGACUGGCGGCGCCGGGCGGCCUGACCCGCAAGGAGUCGUACAAGGACCAGCGGCGCCGUUACCGGCACGAGAAGCGGCGCGCCGCCGACGAACUGCUCAGCACCGUGCGCGACCCGGCCGUGCUGGUACGCGCUGACUGGCUCAAAGUGCGCGGCACGCUCAAAAGCUGGACCAAGCUCUGGUGCGUGCUCAAACCGGGUCUGCUAAUACUCUACAAGAGUGAGAAGGCCAAGAACAGCCACUGGGUGGGCACCAUCCUGCUCUCCAGCUGCCACCUGAUUGAGCGGCCGAGCAAGAAGGAUGGCUUCUGCUUCAAGCUGUACCACCCGCUGGAGCAGAGCAUCUGGUCCACCAAGGGACCCGACGGCGAGAGCGGCGGCGCCACGCUCCAGCUGCUGCCAACUGCCCACCUCAUUUUCCGGGCGCCCACUCAGAGCUCGGGCAAAUGCUGGAUGGACGCUCUGGAGCUGAGUAUGGCGUGCUCGUCGCUGCUCAAACGCUCCAUGAACGCCGAGGGCGGCCGCUCCUGGGCCGAGUCCGAGCCGGAGGGAGGAGACCUGGACGACAGCCGCGUGGUGACGCCGGUCGAGGCCAGCGCCGAGUUCGGCGCCGCUGUUGGGGAGGACGGCGAUUCCUCAGAGGACGGAUCGGCCAUGGAGGACGACGCAGAGACGGCCGCCGACCAGGCACAGCCGCCCGCCAUCGAGACCACCUACUGCGAGAACGUCGAGGUCCUCGACCCGGAGCUGCUGGGCGGCGGCGGUCAGACCGAGGAACUGGCCGACGAGAACAAGAACCUGCUGUGGCCGCUGCUGAAGCAGCUGCGGCCCGGCAUGGACCUGAGCAAGGUGGUGCUGCCGACGUUCAUCCUGGAGCCGCGCUCGUUCCUGGACAAGCUGAGCGACUACUACUACCACGCCGACUACCUCAGCAGGGCGAUACACGAGGACGACCCGUUCCUGCGGAUGCGCAGUAUUGUGGGCUGGUACCUGUCCGGGUUCUACAAGAAGCCCAAGGGCCUGAAGAAGCCGUACAACCCGAUCCUGGGCGAGACGUUCCGCUGUUACUGGCAGCACCCGAACGGCUCGCGGACGUUCUACAUCGCCGAACAGGUGUCUCAUCACCCGCCCGUCUCGGCCUUCUACGUGUCCAACCGGCGGGACGGCUUCUGUAUCAGCAGCAGCAUCCUGGCCAAGUCAAAAUUCUACGGUAACUCGACGUCUGCGAUUCUGGUGGGCACGGCCACACUGACGCUGCUGCCGCGCGGCGAGGCAUACCGGGUGACCAUGCCGUACGCCCACUGCAAGGGUAUCCUGAUCGGCACACUCUCCAUGGAGUUGGGCGGCAAGGUCACCAUCGAGUGCGAAAAGACCGGCUACACCACCGAGCUCGAGUUCAAACUCAAGCCGAUGUGGUCGGGCCAGGACGACUGUAACCGCGUGGUGGGCAAGAUCCGGCUCGGACACGAGACGCUGGCCACCAUCGACGGAAAGUGGGACGGCCAGAUGUACUGCACCGACAAACGCACUAACGAGAGGGAGACGCUGUGGAACCCGACACCGGAGGUGUGCCGCCAGCGGCUGAAGCGCUACACGGUACCGCUCGACGAGCAGGGCAUCUGGGAGUCGGAGCUGCUCUGGGCCAAGGUCUCCAAGGAGAUCGAGCGCGACGACCAGGUGGCCGCCACAAAUGAGAAGUUUGUACUGGAGGAGGCGCAGCGCGCGGCCGCCAAGGAGCGCAAGGCCACCUGCACCGAAUGGGUGCCCAAAUACUUUGUCCAGGACUGUAUCAGCGGCGAGUACCAGUACCGGUACGCCGACCUGCGGCCCUGGGACCCGCACACGGACCAGCACCAGUACGAGGCCGACUACCAGGUGCUGACGCGCACCCGCACCCGGGCGCCCAUGCUACGCACCGCCAGCCUCAUCAGCGUCGAGAAAAACCUCAGGAAGGCGCUCACUCAGGUGGAGGUGGCGGCGGUCGUCAGGAAGGAGCUGACCGGCCGCGUCACCCGCAUCUCCGAGAGCUCCUCGCCAGAUGCCAGCACCGUGGACGGCGGACGGCGGCGCGAGCACGUCUCACCGCGCAGGCUGCAGCAGUGUCUUCAGCCUCUAGAGCAGCUGCAGCGGGACACGGCCGCCGAGCUGGCCGCGGUGCGCCGGCAGCUGGAGCGGCUGCAGCGCGCCCAGCAGUCGCCCAGCGCCGGCCGCCAGCUCAGCCCCUGGCUGGUGCUGGUGCUGGCCGUGCUGGCGCAGCUCGUCACCGGCUGGUGGCUGCGCCGCGCCGGCUGAGCGCCCAGCUGCCGCUCGCUUCCACCGCGGGACGCCCGCGCCGCCGGCCAGUCACUGACGGCAGGCCGGGGCGCGCCGUCCCCACCAGUCCGCUCCAUUGUUGCUCCCUAGUGACCUAUUUAUUAGCUAGGCUUUAAUCGUGCGUUUGACUCGCGCCGCCUCGCGUGCGGAGGUGCUCUGUGCAAUGUUUACCGGCGCGCGGGGCGGUCUAGGGCCCCGCGCGGCCCGCUGUGAUGACCGGCCCGGUAUCCUCAGUGUGUGUGUGAGUGUGUGGAGCGGCGGGCCGGACCCUCCGCUCCGGGUCACCCGCCCCCUGCCGUGUACGGGCGUUAGUCUUCUGCCGACCGGGGCGGCCGGUACCUCCAGUGCCCGCCGCGCCGCCCCGUCCCGCCACUAGCCAUUCAGGUUCUCAGCUUGGGACUUUCAGCGCCGCUGGUGUAGGGGUUUGGUUACGGGACACUCCCGCAGACUAUGUAGAGAGACGCGCGGGCGAUGGCCAGUGCGAGAACCGUCCCUGGAAUAGUUCAGCUCGUCCUGGACAGCAGACCAUAGACCAUGGGCCAGAUCUUGGUCCCCGGACCAGGCCGUAGUCCACAGACUGCUGGGCACGAACUGCCGGAUAGGUCUGCGACAUUCCUGGCGUCUCGGAGACGGGGUACCGCCAGUCAGGUCUGAUAGUCUCCCCGUCUCAUUCACUGAGUAAUAAUACACUAUCCGACUGAGACGUAGCGUCUGGUCGCUCACCGAAUACAUUAUCAGACUGCAA